AUGGAGCUUGUUUCACGCCAAACACGUCACGCUCCUGGACCCAAAAGGAUUCUUCCUCUCCUCCUCUUCCUCUCCUCCUCGUCGCUCUCCGUCGGCGUUGGCAGCUCAAUGCCCGGAUCGGAAUAUGACUACGGUUCCCACACCAGGUUCAUCUGCACCCCCAUUCCGGCCGACGCCGACCCCGGCUGUUUCCCGAACCCGGGAGGUGGUCCUGCAGGCUCCGGGCCCGGCAGCGGUCACCACGGCGGUGGGCCGGGCGGCAACGGUUGGUGGGGGAUGUCGGAGGAGGCGAAGGCGACUAUCCUACACCUGCGGGAGAGCCUAGUCCAGCAAAAAGAGACCAUACUGGACCAGAGAGAGACCAUACGCGAACUGACCGCCAAGCUGACCCUCUGCGAAGGUUUCGGCCGCGGCGUUAGCGCCAGCGACGACGACCGCCGCCACGGCCCUACCCACCCGGCUCACCACGCCCUCCCGCACCACGCCUACCCGCCCGACGGCGGUCACCACGGCAACCACGCGUCGGAGCCGCACUACGGCGGGGUCGGGGGUCACCACCAGCGGGGCAAGACGGCGGCGCUAACAGACAAACACGCGACGGGGGAAAUGUCAGCCCUUCCUCUGUCCACGCCAGAGCAAAUGGGCAGAAUGUUACAGUCCCUGAAAGAACGACUGGACAACCUGGAGACGCGGAACACCUCCACCACCUACUCCAGUUCCCUCAAAGACCUGUUACAACGCAAGAUCAAUGCCCUGGAGCAGCAGCUGCAGCAUUACACGUCAUCUACCAAUCAGCACGACUACGACAGUGGUCACCACGGCGAUGACCAUGCUGAUGGCCACCAUGAUGACGUGCACCACAGCGAUCACCACGAUGACAGUCACCGCGACGACAGCCACCACCACGACGACGGUCACCAUGAAGAUGGUCACCAUGAUGACGGUCAUCACGAAGAAAGUCACCCUGACGACGGUGAUCAUGACGACGCUCAUCACGACGACACUCACCACGACGACGGUCACCAUGACAGUCACCACAACGACAGCGAUCACAGCGAUGAUCACCACGACGACGAGGAGCACCACGACGACGAGGAGCACCACGACAACGAGGCAGAUGGAUAUGACUAUCCAAGGACGUCCUAUCAGUCACAGGGACACAGGAAUACGUUCAACGGGGUGCAUAGCAAACUGGAUGCUGUUCUGAAUCACCUGCAAAACAGGCUUUCAGACACAGGCCUGCGGAGGAAGGGUGCUGCCUCAGAGUCGUUCCAGAUCGGUUUCCCCAUGCGCACCAACUACAUGUACGGCCGCGUGAAGCGGACGCUGCUCCACGAGAUCUUUGCCUUCACGCUGUGUCUGUGGCUGAAGGGAGGAGCAGGACCUGGACUGGGAACCCCCUUCUCUUACUCAGCACCCGGACAGGCCAAUGAACUGGUGCUCAUAGAGUGGGGCAGUAACCCUAUGGAACUACUCAUCAACGACCAGGCGGUGACGCUGCCCCUCUCUCUGAGCGACAGUAAGUGGCAUCACGUGUGUGUGACGUGGUCGACACGCGACGGCCUGUGGGAGGCGUAUCAGGACGGAGUGAAGAGAGGCUCCGGCGACAGUCUCUCCCCCUGGCACCCCAUCAAACCCGGGGGAGUCUUCAUCCUCGGACAGGAACAGGAUACGCUGGGCGGUCGUUUCGACGCCACGCAGGCGUUUGUGGGCGAGAUCUCCGACGUGCAGAUGUGGUCUCACGUCCUCACCCCUCACGACAUCUACGGCCUGGCGUCCUGCGGCGGUCACAUGACCGGCGACGUCAUCGCCUGGGCGGAGUCCGUCGUGGAGCUGCACGGCGGAGUCACCAAGUACCCCUUUGACCCCUGCUACUGA
Messenger RNA from Chanos chanos (milkfish), 1878 nucleotides. Its product is annotated as neuronal pentraxin-1. The record is from RefSeq and is a predicted model, not a curated record. Lineage: Eukaryota; Metazoa; Chordata; Actinopteri; Gonorynchiformes; Chanidae. The transcript has 5 exons. Bases 1 to 1878 code for a protein of 625 amino acids.